Molecule: messenger RNA, 1189 nt
Organism: Eutrema salsugineum
Lineage: Eukaryota; Viridiplantae; Streptophyta; Magnoliopsida; Brassicales; Brassicaceae
Product: ER membrane protein complex subunit 10
Exons: 8
Coding region: 104-1012 (302 amino acids)
Source: RefSeq, a predicted model, not a curated record
ACUUCGUUUCGUUGGAUCCAAACCUCUCUCUCUCCUAUUGUUUCCUUCCUUGAUCCAUCCACGAAAGAGAAAUCUCCGGCGCCGGAACAAGACGACGGUGACCAUGCCGAAGCUCACGCUUCUCCUCUUCCUAACAUCUUUACUUUUCUCCACCUCCUCCUUCGCUUUCCAAUCAGACGAGCUCCUCAUCGACGACGAGGAGUUUGGUCUCGAAGGAGCCAAUCCUCGUUCGCCGGAACAAGUUUUCACCGAUUCACCGGCGUCGUUUUCACCUCCGAAACAGACUCCGAGUAUCCGGAAACGAUACUCGGAUCCUGAUUUGGACUCGAAGAUCCAAUUCACUCUCGAACAUGCCUUCGGAGACUCUGGUUUCUCCUCCGCCGGCACUUUCUCCGCUCGUCUCAAAACUUGGAGCCAUGGUGGUCAGACAUUAACGAAACUGCGGUUCUCGAGGAACGACUUCUCUGAUGAAGAGAAAGAUGCGUUCAAAAAUCUGUUGAAAGGAGAUGACUUUUAUAGAAUCAGACUUCCAUCUAGCGUAGUCAGUCCACCUGGGAGAGAGUUUGUGACUGCAUCAGUGCGAGCGAGAUGUCUUCCACGGAAUGGUCUGGAUGAGCAUAUCGUAAUACACAUGGAUGGUGCCAAUAUUUUGGCAGUCAGUUAUGGCUCUCCUGGAUCAUGCCCGUAUCCUCGACAGUUGAAACUUCCAGGAAAAUGGUCAUUCAACUCCCACACUAUCUUGAAGAGUAGUGAGCAGGCACCAAGAACACCGAUAUUUACAGAGGAGAUUCUUGGCAGCAGCGAGAAUGUGGAAAGUGAAGCAGAAGUGCCCGUAGAGAGAUCAUUUUGGGCAAAAUAUUGGAUGUACUUGAUACCACUUGGACUCAUAGUGAUGAAUGCUGUGACACAAGCUACUAACAUGGCGGAAGAACAACCCGCAGGGUCUCAAGGGCAAGCAGCACCAGCAGCGAUUCAGCGCGGUUCAGGCUCAGCUGCAACCAGGAGAAGAUGAUGGUUCCUUUCUCAAUUUCUUUUUUAAUUUUGAGCAUUUGAUUUUUUUACAUAUAUAAUGGCAGACGAUAUUUAUCACUCAGUUGUUUGAUAAAAUGCAAAAACGAUUCAUUAAAUAUUCAAAACGAUUGUUCAAAGGACAAUGGCCAAGUCAAAUUAAGAAAAAACCACACAAAAC